UUUUGGCGCAGUGCUGGUGUUGGUGAUGCGAUUGGUGUUGUGGUGCAGACACAGCGUCCACUUUCAUCGACACGCCAAGCCUUCAAUCGUAGCACAAGCGCACGCAGCAGUACAAACAGCGGUGAGCCCCUUCACCCAGAAGCGACCCAUCAACACCUGCGCCACAACCAGCAAGAUGCCAAAGCUCUCUGUCCCAGACGAACAGCUCACGGAGUACUUUGACGAACCCGAAGUGCUCCAUGCCAAGGCCAAGCGCAUUGCGGAUGACAUUCGAAGGUCAAAGGAGCAAGGCAAGCCCGUCGUCAUCUUCACGGGCGCAGGCAUCUCCACGGCCGCCAAGAUUCCAGACUACAGAGGCCCCAACGGCGUCUGGACCAGACGCGAUCGCGGCCUGCCGCCUCCAAAAAGCCGUGGCUUUGAUGGAGCAAAGCCAACAUUCACGCACCGGGUCAUCGUGUCCAUGCUCGAGUCCAACCUUGCAGACUACAUUGUGUCGCAGAACGUCGACGGCCUGCACCUCAAGUCCGGCGUGCCGGAGAACCAGAUCUCGGAGUUGCAUGGCAACUCGUUCAAGGAGACCUGCGUUGACUGCGAGCGCACCUAUCUGCGGGAGCACAGCGUGCGGGGAAGCAAAGGUCCGCACUUCAAGGGUGUGCGCGACCAUCGCUCCGAGAGCGGCAUCAGCCACAUCACGGGGCGCGCGUGCGAGCACUGCAGGAAGAAAGGCAAGCAGGGCAUGCUGCGAGACAGCAUCAUCCACUUUGGUGAAAGCUUACCCGAGCGCGCCCUCGCAACGGCAGAGCACAUGUGCCGACGCGCUGGUGUUGUGCUGUGCAUUGGCAGCUCGCUGCACGUCACGCCCGCCGCUGAUCUCCCAAUCUUGUGCGAGCAAGUUGGCGGACACAUGCACAUUGUCAACCUGCAGCAGACUGGCCGCGAUGACGAGGCUCUGCAAACUGGCGGCGUUGUGGUGCACGAGAAGUGCGAUAAGGUGAUGUUCCUGGUUGCGAGUCAUCUCGGUCUGGAUUGCGGACCGCCGCCAGCAUCUGACGCCGACGACGGCGGCGAUGCUGAUGGCCAUGGUGAUGUGAAGGCAGUGCACAAGAAGUCGUCGAAGAAGAAGCGAGAGGGUGGCGGCACACGUAGCUCACCCGCGAAAGCGAGGGGCAAGGCUGGUGCCAAGGCCGGCAGUACUGCCAAGAGCAAGGCUACAGCGACCAACACGACAUCCUCCAAGACAACCGCAUCUUCACCUUCAUCAGCAGCAACAAAAACAUCAACAUCAACGUCAGCGUCAACGUCAACGUCAGCGUCAACAAGCAGCAAGCCGGCACACACCGGCAGUGAUGGCGACAGGAGCGUGGGCAAGGCGGGGGAGCAGUUUGCUGGCUUCUUCUCCGACCUCGGCCUGCCCACGCGCAUGUCACAGCUGCCACCCUACCUCACCCUCAACUGGGCCUUCCCUGACAACAGCAGUUGUGAUGGUGAUGGUGAUGGUGAUGAUGGGGUGACGUUUACGGUUGCCUGCCCGCCCGAUUAUCAGUUGCCACUUGGCGAUGUUGUGGCAUCUGUGGUGAUCACCGCUAAAGGCGAGCGGGCGAUGAAGGUUGAGGCCACGUGCGAUCCAGACACGUCGUCACUGUCGCUGAAUCUCCCAUCGAAUUGGUGGCAGAAUGGCGAAACGAACGCCGAGCUGGUUGUGCAUCUCGAUCCCGCACUGCAAAUCAACGAGCCGCCGCCGUAUGCGCCGUUCCGCGUGUCGAGCCGGGGCGUGGCGAUGGGGGUGAGGACGGAGCAACGCAGCAGCAAGGGUGAUGGUGAUGAUGGCGUGAAGGUUAACUUCUCUUCACAGGUUCGCAACACCACCAACCAAGAUGGCCACGAUGGUAAUGGCGUUAAUGGUGACGGUGACGGCUACCGUAUCAAGUUACCGCGGCUUCGCAUGAACGCAAACUUCACCGACAGGCUGGCAAUGGCGGCGUUUUCACUGCGGUCUGUCGAGACCACUGUCCGCCACCUCGACGGCUCCUCGCACGUGGAGAAAGUGGCGCGCAAGUGACGCACAUACGCUCACCCUCUGUGUGUGUGUGUGUGUGUGUGUGUGUGUGUGUGUGUGUGUGUGUGUGUGUGUGUGUGUGUGUGUGUGUGUGUGCAGGCUCUGUGUUUGCUUUCUUUGUGUUGUCGUCUUGCCUCUGGGGUUUUAUUCUGUCUUGCCUAACCGAUUGAUACGAAUGGACAAUGAAGAAUGACAAGCAGCGAGCAAAUACAACCAACAAGCCAAC
Molecule: messenger RNA, 2282 nt
Organism: Salpingoeca rosetta
Lineage: Eukaryota; Choanoflagellata; Craspedida; Salpingoecidae
Exons: 11
Coding region: 26-2059 (677 amino acids)
Molecular function (GO): NAD+ binding
Source: RefSeq, a predicted model, not a curated record